Molecule: messenger RNA, 5481 nt
Organism: Wyeomyia smithii (pitcher-plant mosquito)
Lineage: Eukaryota; Metazoa; Arthropoda; Insecta; Diptera; Culicidae
Gene: Ptr
Product: patched domain-containing protein 3
Exons: 9
Coding region: 930-4388 (1152 amino acids)
Cellular component (GO): plasma membrane; cytoplasmic vesicle membrane
Source: RefSeq, a predicted model, not a curated record
AGGAUCGGAUCGAGCGGGCGCUUGCGUUCGACUCCACUGGCUUAACGUAGCUCAGUUUCGAACUUGCAGUUGCUGCGCGCGCACGGUUUUCUUUUUCUCCUACCUAACGCACGGGAUCAGUCGUGAAGCGCAACACACGGUUUAUUCACGGUGUUCGGUCUCAGGGAGCUAAUCUGAUCUGAUUGGUUACCGAAUGGUUUUCGGUUUUUGCAUAACACGGCUUUCGGUUUAGUGGAAAAAUUAGAGCGAUUCUUCUGCGGUUGAACAAUUGUCGCCCCCAAUUUUCGGAUUGCGUCAAUAAACUUUUGCUUUGAACUGUGGAUCAACUUUUCCAGUGAUUAGUGGUGUUGCGUUCUCGGAUAGUAAAACAAUUAACCAGUCGAAUUUUCGCAAGAUGGGCGCUGGAAGAGUGUUCACGUGUUUGGAGAUCCUGCACAACGAUGCUUGAAGGCAGUGUCCGGUCCGCUACUGUCAGGAUCGAUAAAUUAGAGUGAGAAGGAUAUUCGACAGUGCAGACAGUGGUGAUUGUUCAGAAAAGAAAUUGUCUGGUGAGGAUCAAAAGAGCACCGAAGAAAGUGUGUGAAAAAAAGUGCCCAGCCAUUUUCAUUCGCAGUUCCGAUCGUUUCUUCGACUCAAACGUUGAAUUAUUAUUCGAAACGGCCACUUAGUGGUGCCUACCAUCAAAUCACACUUAGCAGUCGAAAUCAGUGUCCGUUUCUGUGUCUGUGUCUGUGAGUGAGUGUUUGCGUCUAUGCACUGAUUGCCAUUCGGAUUAAUUGCAUCACCCAGCAAACGGACGGAGAAAACCGAUUAAGGAAAGCGAUUUAUAGGGCAGGAAUUUUUACGACUUUUCAACUACCUCUCUGCUGCCUCUUUCCACUCGGUUGUGAACUCAUCGCCGGCAAGCUGUGCUACGAAAUUCAGUCAAGAUGACUUGUGGCAUCUCCUGUGUGGACAAUGCUCUUAAUCGAUCUUUCUACAAGUUGGGAAUCUUCAUCGGACGACAUCCGGGGUACUUUCUCAUCGUGCCAGUGCUGCUGACGUUUCUUUGUAUGACCGGCUAUCAACAGAUCCGCUACGAGAUCGAUCCCGAGUACCUGUUCUCGCCGAUCCGCGGCGAGGGGAAAGCCGAACGUGCCAUCGUCGAGAACUACUUCAAGGUCAACUAUACACACCGCUUCAAUGUGGGCCGCAUCACCCGACCGGGCCGAUUCGGUCGGGUGAUAAUCACCUCCAAGGACGAAAACAAGAACCUGUUGCGGCGGGAAGUCUGGGAAGAGCUUCGACAGCUGGACGGCAUCAUCCAGAAUGCAACCGUGCAUUACGAUGGGGAAACGUUUACCUACCGGGAGGCCUGUGCCCGCUGGGAAAACGAAUGCUUCCUCAACGACAUCCUCAAUCUGGACCAGAUAAUCGACGAGGUUGAAGCUGGUGACCUGAACCUCACCUUUCCAGUAAUGUUCAAUCCGGUCACCUGGGAUGCGCACGUCUUUCCGGUGUUCCUCGGCGGGACGCAAGUGUCCGAGGAUAAUAUCAUCAUCUCGGUACCGUCACUGCAGAUGGUUUACUUUGUGACGGCCGACUCGAAGAAGCAGGACGCGCGCGGUGCCGCCUGGGAGGAAGCGUUCCUCGAGGCGGUCGGUUACGCAGAAGAUAACGGUGUGUUCAAACAUAUUCGGGUCGCUCGGUUCGCGUCGCGUACCCUCGAUCACGAACUGGAACGGAACACUCGGACAGUCGUGCCGUACUUUAGCUCAACCUUUCUGCUGAUGGCCCUGUUUAGUGUUGUGACGUGCAUGAUGGGUGACGUGGUGAGGUCGAAACCGUGGCUCGGACUGAUGGGAAAUGUGUCGGCGGUGAUGGCGACGUCGGCCGCCUUUGGGCUGGCCAUGUACCUUGGCAUCGAAUUCAUUGGCAUCAACCUGGCGGCACCGUUUUUAAUGAUCGGAAUCGGAAUCGACGACACGUUCGUGAUGCUCGCCGCUUGGCGUCGGACCUCCGUAAAACUGUCCGUCCCGGAGCGGAUGGGUCACAUGAUGUCCGAGGCGGCCGUCUCGAUUACCAUCACCUCGCUGACCGAUAUCAUCUCGUUCUGGAUCGGUAUCAUCAGCCCCUUCCCGUCGGUACGGAUCUUCUGCACCUACAGUGGAUUUGCCGUUUGCUUCACCUAUCUGUGGCAUGUAACCUUCUUCGCCGGCUGUAUGGCCGUCUCCGGUUACUGCGAACACCGCAACCUGCACGGAACCUUUGGCUACAAGGUGCUGCCGGUAUCGGUUGCUAUUAAGGAAAAACGCUCCUGGCUGUACCGCAAGCUUAACACCGGCGGAAUCAACCGCGACGACCCGGACAACCCAAUCGACAACAAAGAGCACGUGCUGAUGAAGUUCUUCCGCGACCGGGUCGCUAGCGUUCUGAACCGCGGCUGGGUUAAGGCAAUCAUCAUUUUGGUCUUCGCGGCCUAUCUGGGCGGAGCCUGCUACGGACUGACCAACAUCACCGAGGGGCUUGAGCGUAGGAAACUCUCAAAGGAGGACUCUUACUCGGUGAAGUUUUUCGACCUGGAGGACGAAUACUACCGCGAGUUCCCCUAUCGGAUACAGGUGAUCAUCACUGGGGACCUCAACUACUCGGAUCCGACCACGCAAAUGCAGAUCGAGGAGCUGAUGCAAUCGCUGGAAAACACGUCCUACAUCACGUCACCGCUGUACAGUGAAUCUUGGUUACGGUCGUUUAUCUCGUACGUGGACCGCAAUAAUGACUAUCUUAAUCUGACGCUGGACAGCGAGCAAGCAUUCAUUGAUGCCCUGAAAGAGAUAUGGCUAUUUCCUGCUAACCCUUUCUCGCUGGACGUAAAAUUCAACGACAACGGUACCCGCAUUCUGGCGUCACGUUUCAUGAUUCAAGCCAUCAACAUAACCGACACGAACCACGAAAAAAUCAUGGUGAAGGACUUACGGCAGAUCUGCAAGGAGUCUCCAUUGAACGCUACCGUAUUUCAUCCCUACUUUGUGUUCUUCGAUCAGUUUGAGCUGGUGCGACCGACAUCGAUCCAAUCGAUGGUUAUAGGGGGAUUGAUUAUGAUGUUGAUAUCGUUCAUAUUUAUUCCCAAUUUCUUGUGUUCCCUGUGGGUUGCGUUCUCGAUCGUUAGUAUCGAGCUGGGAGUUGCCGGGUAUAUGAGUUUGUGGGAUGUGAACCUGGACUCGAUUUCGAUGAUCAAUUUGAUUAUGUGUAUUGGCUUUUCGAUUGAUUUUACAGCACACAUUUGCUAUACCUACAUGUCAUGCAAGGCCCGAACCCCGGACGAGAGAGUUCGACAAGCGCUGUACAGUCUAGGAAUGCCAAUCAUUCAGGGAAGCGUCAGCACGAUUCUGGGUGUGGUGGCUCUCCUUUUAGCCGACAGCUACAUCUUUUUGGUGUUCUUCAAAAUGGUGUUUUUGGUGAUUUUCUUCGGUGCGAUGCACGGUCUAUUCCUACUACCGGUGCUAUUGUCACUGUUUGGACCAGGAUCGUGUACUUCAUAUACUGAGGAUGAUCUUAAGUUAUCUUCCGUAGAAAAGGCAUAUCCUCAUCCGUACUGUAUCUCGCAUCCUCAGCUAGCUUUGACUGGUGCUUUUGGAAGCAAAACUUUUUUGGGAGCUCCCUACAAAGCCUACGGUGACGAGAAAGACUUGGGACUAGGAACUUCGGGUGAAGACUCUAGUGAAAGCUCCAGCAGUAAGUCACAGCGUAGGCAAGCAAUCGAGGAUGAGAAUACACGGCGAAGAUACGAGGAAGGAUGGCGAAGGUCUUCGCACAACCUUACCGGACAGAGUCAAUUCCAGCCCGUCCUGGAUUUGUACGGGCAGGAAGCAAUCUGGUCGAAACCAAUUAGCAAGCCACCGAUAAAAAUGGGCAACGGUCGCUUCUCGUAUGAUGACCCCCUAAACAUAGCCCAAGGUCAGACUUCAUCGAAGAAAAAGUACGAAUACGAUGAAGAUUCCCGCCGACUGGAGGACAGCCGUCCACGAAAACAUCGCUACGAAGACAAUCGGACCUUUGAAGACGACGAAGUCGUAGAAGAUGAGUAUCAACACACAAACCGCUAUUACAUGUACGACACUAGCCACGUAAAACGACUUUCGAACGACAGCAACAACAGCGGAACUGACAGCAACAACAGUAACGUGAAUCGCCGAAAAUAUUCGGACGAAGACAACCAAAAACGACGACGCUUCAGCGACGAACGCCGACCUAGGAAAUACUCUCCGCCCGAGGGUAUCUAUAAGCAGAACCCGAACCGUUCUUCCUCGCAGCACAAUCUGUACUACCCACGGCAACCGCCGACACGGACAACGUCUCAGAACAGUCUGCACCAGCUGCGGCACAUGGGUGAUAUGAGAUUUCCUUGAAGGCUUGCGUGAGCCAACAGCGGGUGGAAAUUUAACUAGCAGCCUAGAACGUUAAGUAGCCAAUUUGAAGAUUUUCUUGGUGGUCGCGGAGCUCUUUCACUAUCUCUAUUCUCAAAACACAAACAGCAAAAUCAAUACCGAGCUCUUUAUAGUUCUAAUGCUUGCAAUCGCUACUACUUAUAAGUAAAGUCAAUACAGCUAAGUACUCUGCUUGUAGCUAUUUGCUGUGUUCUUGCUCAAACCUUCAUGUUAUCUGUACAAAUUUAUCCAGUAGUAGAAACCAUGACUGACGCGGUGCUUCCUGGUGCCUUGAUAAUCUUCGAUAGUCUUCACAUUUUCAAACCAUAUGCCUGUAAAACUGUCACCUCUCAGAGAAUCUUUGGACAAAAUCUUGCUGUGUAAUAUAGUAGUGGACGAAAGGACGAAAGCUGCGUUACGAACAAUUUUGUGCACGAGUGAGAAUAUGUGAUCGUCUGGUAUAUCCAUUAGGUGUGAAAUAUAUAAUGACAACCACAAUUGUUUGCGCCCUCAUCUCUAACUUAAUUACAUAGUUCGUAAGAAGAGCAGUGGAUAAUCAAGAGUUAUUUAAUUUAGUCGUAAGCGGUAAUUCGGGCACACAGUCAAACAAUAACGCGCUGCAGACCAACAGGGAAGAAUGGGACCUAAAACAGUAGAGUGUGCCCAUUGUGUAGAAGCGGAAUCGAAAUUGUGUACAGAGAAUCUUUUUUUUGCGAAACAAAAUUAGUAAUAAAAAUUACACUUAGUUAAGGAACGAAGGAAUAGAGGCACAGUAAUCCCUCUCGAGCUUGGAAGUUGUAAUUAUUUUAGCUUAAAGGAAACUGAGAAUACAAAUACGCGUAUAUACCUAUAGACGGCGAAUAUAACCUGUUGUGGAUACACAAAAUCGAUGUAUCGUACAGUUAGUAAACGAUAAGUAUGUAGGGAGUCUGAGUAGCCUUAAGGAAGCCUAUAUUUUUGUAUUGAAACCUUUUUUCCCCCUGAUCCCACAGAGAGCGAUCCUAUGUCUUGGGUACGAAUGGAAAGCGAGAAAUAAAUUAUUAAGAAAUAAAUAAAGAUUUGUAUAUGCAAAAAA